GAUCAUUUUGAACCCAGCUCAGUCGUAGUCCCCCAUUGGAACUGGGCUGCAAAACAAAAAUGUUAUCGAAGUAUCAGCAAUUAUUGCUCGUCGUCGGGCUGUGCUGUGUGUUGAGCGUGGCCCGUGCCGAUGUGGACUGCAGUCAGCGGCCCAAGUUUGUGAAUCCCAUGACAUGUUGUCCCAUGCCCGAGUUUGUCACAGCCGAGCUGAAGGAGAAAUGCCAGCAGUAUAAUGUAACUCCGCCAUCGCCGCCGCCAAUGUCCAUGGAGCAGAGCGGCGAGGGCCGGCGUCCGCAUCCCCAUCAUCACUUCCUGCCACCCUGCUUCGUGUCGUGCGUCUUCAAUGAGACUGGCAUCUACGAGGACAACGGCCUGGAUGCGGACAAGCUGAAGGACCAUCUGAGCCUUGUCUUCAAGGACAGCGACGAAUUGCAGAAUGUGGCCAGCGACGCGUUCACCAACUGUGCCGCCAAGGUCGACGAGUGGCAGGAUAAGAUGGGCAAUCGUCCGCAUCCCUCACCGCCGCCCGGCCUGCCCAUGUGCCCGCACAAGCCGGCCUUUCUGCUGGGCUGCGCCUUCAAGAACAUGAUGAAGAACUGUCCGGCCUCCGUGUGGACCGAUACCGAGGAGUGCAACGAGGCUCGCGAAUUCUUCAAGAGCUGCAAACCUCCUCAUCGCCGUCAGGCAAGUGCGGCCAAGUAGAACAAAGUUGAAGAAAAUUAAUAAUCUUACAACAACAAAAAGUUACCAAAAAUUAAUAACAUGAAAUACCUCCAUUUUUAAAAGUAAAAUGUAUCCUAAAUAACCCGAAUAAAUCAGAUUAAAUCUGUA
This is a messenger RNA of Drosophila montana, 830 nucleotides long. It is a transcript of the gene Obp49a, whose product is annotated as Odorant-binding protein 49a. Gene Ontology annotation, molecular function: odorant binding. The coding region runs from base 60 to 701 and encodes 213 amino acids. The transcript has 3 exons. The record is from RefSeq and is a predicted model, not a curated record. Lineage: Eukaryota; Metazoa; Arthropoda; Insecta; Diptera; Drosophilidae.